This is a messenger RNA of Adineta steineri, 267 nucleotides long. The record is from the annotation of a GenBank genome assembly. NCBI's taxonomy places the organism in Eukaryota, Metazoa, Rotifera, Eurotatoria, Adinetida, Adinetidae.
AUGAUUGUUCUUCUCAAUCUUGCUGAAGCAGUAUUUACUGACGUACCACCUCCACCGAAACGUCCAGACCAUUUUCGUACAAAAGAUGAAUUGAAACGAUAUUUACAAAAACUUCAUGAAUAUCAUAUGAUUCUUGGUAGAUGGCGUAGUCGACGUAAUGAUGAUGAUUUAUUUCGAUUCUCAAACAACAAUAAUGAUCAUUAUACGUUAAAUGAUGAGAUUUCUCGACGAUUGAAACUCCAACAAAACGAUGAAUUCUAUCACUAA